AUGGCCCAAAAAGCGAAAAAGGACCGCGCCAAGUCCAAUGCCGCCGCACUCAACAAUCUACAUCUCGGCUCCGCUAUCGUCCACGUCGCAUUUCUUCUCUUCUACUUCGUCUUCAAGUCCCGAUCCCUCUUUUGGUAUAUUCUCAUCUCCGUGCCGGCCCUCGCUUGCGAACUUGUCCUGGAAAAGUCGGGUCGGCCCAAGUACGAUGCCACUAGAUCCCUCAAGACGGCCGGUGAGGACCUCGCCGCCCCUGGUUUGACCGAGUACAUGUUCGACAUCAUUUGGGUCACCUGGGCAUCCAUUGUUCUGGCUAUCCUCUUCGGGAACUGGGCUUGGUUCCUCUGGCUCGCUGUACCCGCGUACGGCGCUUAUGCUGGCUUCGGGCUGGUGAGUGCUGGCAGGAAGAUGGCCGGCCUGGCGGGUGCCAACGACUCUCCUGCCGCGGCACCUGCAGGGAACAGAAAACAGCGGAGGGCGGCUUGA
Sodiomyces alkalinus F11 is the source of this 483-nucleotide messenger RNA. RefSeq names its product DUF788-domain-containing protein. The transcript has a single exon. Bases 1 to 483 code for a protein of 160 amino acids. Gene Ontology annotation, cellular component: intracellular membrane-bounded organelle. NCBI's taxonomy places the organism in Eukaryota, Fungi, Ascomycota, Sordariomycetes, Glomerellales, Plectosphaerellaceae. The record is from RefSeq and is a predicted model, not a curated record. Gene Ontology annotation, biological process: vacuolar protein processing.